AUGACUCGAUGUAGGCAUAAGCAUAACCAAGCAACAAGUUGCAGAAGGCACCAAUGUCCUAACGCAAUCUCGACAAGAAAUGAAAUAGAAAUGGUCCAGAUCAUCGUUCAUUGCGAUCAGUUAGCCGAAUGGUGCUUGAUAGAAUUACAAGGUCGACUCGAACAAUCCGAUGGCUGUAGUGAAAGUACUGAUCCAGCUAAAGUUGGAAAUAUUUAUUUCGAUGAUAAAAAUACACCCUAUAUUAUUAUCGGUAGCCAUAUAUUAGAUGGUAAAGUCGUACAAAUCGAUAAGCCAUUGGUUGUAUUAGAAAAAGGAACUUUGAAUGAUCAAUCUAGCGAAAGUGACAUGAAUCACGAAAACAAGAAUAAAAGCGUAGAAUAUAGUAUAAAAGGGAUAAUCAAAACAAAGCUAAUCUUCAAAAGUAGGCCUAAGCCUAUCGUAUUACAACAGUACGUUAAGAAAAGGCCAAGAGUAAAAUAA
This is a messenger RNA of Trichoplax adhaerens, 480 nucleotides long. RefSeq lists its product as uncharacterized. The coding region runs from base 1 to 480 and encodes 159 amino acids. The record is from RefSeq and is a predicted model, not a curated record. The transcript has 3 exons. Gene Ontology annotation, cellular component: Ctf18 RFC-like complex. Gene Ontology annotation, biological process: mitotic sister chromatid cohesion. Lineage: Eukaryota; Metazoa; Placozoa; Uniplacotomia; Trichoplacea; Trichoplacidae.